Molecule: messenger RNA, 1974 nt
Organism: Zasmidium cellare ATCC 36951
Lineage: Eukaryota; Fungi; Ascomycota; Dothideomycetes; Mycosphaerellales; Mycosphaerellaceae
Exons: 5
Coding region: 1-1974 (657 amino acids)
Source: RefSeq, a predicted model, not a curated record
AUGGAAAAUGCGAGACGUGUAGAAGGCGGAAGAUCAAGCAUCAAACGCCGGCCAUGCCGUUAUCCAGUCGUGGAUUCAACAUUCGUCUCGCAGGACGAUAUUCAGCCGAAGACAAGCGAUAUCCUCAUAGGUGAUAUAGACAUACCAGUUCGCACCGCCACAAAAGGGGCAAGGCUGAAGUGCAAGCGCCACAAGAGAGCUGCCGUGGGCGAAGGGGAAUCCCUGACAUUCGAUUCGGCAAGGCUGCUUUCACUGCCGCCUCCUCUGCUAUGCCCCCAGACCGAGCACGUUGCGAGAGGAGUGUCUGUGUUUGGCUAUAAAGCUCUGCAGCUCAACCCUUUUGGCAUCUGGGUAAAGUUCGCAUGGUCUUCCAAUCCUGGCGAUAACGCAUCCUUGGAACUCGCGUCCCAAUACGCCCUCGAAAGCAUGCUCACAUUCCAAAGUGGACAUGAUCAGCAUAGCCUUAGGCGAGUGAGACAGACCGGGAUAAUGGCCAUCAAGAGCCUGCAAUCGGACAUAGAGUCUUGUACGAGUGACGAACAGAAGCAGAGACUGCUUGUGGCAGUGAUGCUGCAUUGGUCUGCAGAACGCUUUAUCGAGCACGGGUCUUGGCGGCAUAUUCCUCAUCUAUUAGGAGCUCGUAAGCUGCUCGAAGGAAACUUGGCGACUCAAACCAAGAAUCAGGUGGUCCAGAGUAUCGUCAGCAUGAUAUGCGUCGAUGAGGUGAGAGAAGCUUCUGAUAUUAUCUCGUCCAUCCUCUGGGGCCAGGUCUCUCCCCUCGAAAAUGUCGUUAGGCCACACGUCUCUCUCGAUGGGCCUCCAGACGUAAGCAAAGCUUUGUGCUUGGUCGAAGAGCUUCUCAUCAAACUUCCGCGACUCGUUCUCGGAGUGAGAACAUUACGGGAAAAUCCAGAUGACCUCGAGCUCAUGACAGAUGUUGUUGAGCUAGCCGAACAGCUGUAUACCACAGAGGCGGACUUCUGGAUCCAAGACGUUGUUGAAGCUAACAGCUCCGUUAUCGAUCGCCUGGAGGAACGAUAUACCUCUCCGUUAGGCAUGGCGAUGGAAUUCGAUUCAAUAGAAGCCUUCCAACUUGCUACCAGAUACUUCUUAUACCGACUCCUUAUCUGCAGCAUAGUUCAGGCGGUGAUGACAGCUCACAAAGUCAGCGGAGUCUUCUUUCCUGACCGGGACGUGUCAGAUGCCGAGCAAGGGGAGAUUUCGGCGGCGACGUCAUUAGCUAUGUCUAUCGAUUACGCUAUGAGGCCAGGGCCUUCGCAGCCGCUCACUGCUCUGAACAUGCUUCUCCCGAUACAAGUGUGCGUCGCGUCGUGGUACCGUCUGCAAGGUCGACAUUCUGGUUCGAACGACUUAUUGUAUCGACACGCAGUCCGAAUGACCGAAUGGAGCAGCGAACAAACGAUCCGUAUCAAGAAGAUAUGGCGAGGCAGGUGGCAGUCGUGGGCGAGGACACAGUCUCUUUGCGGCAUUUUCGUCGGCGAUCCCCUGCCUGAAGGAUGGAAAUUGCUGAGUAGCGUUGCUCGACUUCCUCCUGCUCGACCUCUCGCGGGUGACAUCAAGUACAGCAGAGCGCAAAGAGUCCUCGAGAGCACAAGCAGUAUCUUCCUGCGGCAUCUCUUUUCGGUACUCGCAAAGCCAUCUAUUCGCGCAGGCGGCGACAUCGUCAAGAAAGUGACUGGGAUGUUCGCCGUCGCCAAUGUUCAGUGUGACGGAGGCAAGCUGAUAUCGAGACUGCUCUGUUGCGACAUGAUUGGCGAAAAUCGUGGUCUCAGGGCUCUCAUGGGAAUGAUAAGCUCCAAAAGACCGGUCUCUGGUACAAUUUGCAAGACGUGGGCAGUCGUUGCAAAUUGGCCGAGAAUAGGAAUGACAGAUGGAUGCUGGGCCUUGCGAGACCCACUGAAGAGAUCUCUCAAACUAGAAAGCAUACUGCCGUUCGCCAUGGCAAGUGUUUGA